AUGUCCCAGAGACUUCUUUGGGUCAUGGUCUCGAGGAUUCCCCAGGUUGUCCAAGAGACGCCCGUGUCUGUUCUGCUUCUCCUCCUAGCUACGACCGUCGUCUCUUUCCUCAUCUUCGUAUCCGCCGCGGUUUAUGUCCUCGCGCCCACUCCCCGUCCGCCUCUCCCAUCAGAAAAGACCUACAUCACGAGCGCCCCAGAUGGCUCUACCACGGCCGCGCGACCGCUCCCAUGCUGGUAUGACGAAUGGUUGGCCCACCGAAAAGAGGCAGCCAAGGUCGGCGAUCGCUCGGAAAAACACACGGGAACUAUCAAUGAGCCAGAGGUGUACAUGAGCGUGGUGAUUCCCGCCUAUAACGAGGAAGAGCGUCUCGAACUCAUGCUCGAGGAAGCCGUCGCCUUCCUGGACGCCGAGUACGGGCGGGUGCCGAGAAAAGAAAAGGGCAAAGCAAAUGGACAGGCGGAGAAGACUCGAGGUGGUGGGAUGGGAGGGUAUGAGAUCCUGAUUGUGAAUGAUGGGAGUAAGGACGGGACGGUAGAUAUUGCUUUGGCGUUUUCGAAGAAGCACAAUCUACAUGACAUCUUGCGUAUAUGUACAUUGCAGCACAACAGGGGGAAAGGAGGAGCUGUCACACAUGGCUUUAGGCAUGUGAGGGGUGCAUAUGCCAUCUUUGCGGACGCGGACGGAGCAUCGAAGUUUGAAGAUUUGGCCAAGUUGGUUGAAGGGUGCGAGGCUGUCGCCGAUGAGUCCAAUCGCAGCAUUGCUGUGGGCAGCAGAGCUCAUCUUGUGGGGAGUGAAGCCGUUGUCAAGCGUUCUGCUCUCCGAAACGCCCUCAUGCAUUCCUUUCACCUCCUCCUCUGGUUGCUUACCCCACCCGCCACGUCUCGCAUCCGGGACACGCAGUGCGGCUUCAAGCUCUUCUCCAGGGCAUCGCUACCAUACAUAAUCCCCUACAUGCACGCCGAGGGCUGGAUCUUUGACGUCGAGAUGCUGAUGCUGGCCGAGAGCGCCGUCCUCUCGCGGCCCCAGGGGACGACGAUCGGCACGGCAAACCCAGGGAUCAGGAUCGCGGAGGUCCCGAUCAGGUGGAAGGAGUCUGGGCAUGGCAUGGGGACUGGGGAUCCUGAGGCUGAGUUGGAUGAUGGGGGUCUAUAG
This is a messenger RNA of Amorphotheca resinae ATCC 22711, 1155 nucleotides long. RefSeq names its product glycosyltransferase family 2 protein. Lineage: Eukaryota; Fungi; Ascomycota; Leotiomycetes; Helotiales; Amorphothecaceae. The coding region runs from base 1 to 1155 and encodes 384 amino acids. The transcript has 4 exons. Gene Ontology annotation, cellular component: endoplasmic reticulum membrane. The record is from RefSeq and is a predicted model, not a curated record.